GUCAGUCAUCAGCAUGCAAAAUGGAAGGACGUCGGCGACUUGUUCUACAACUGACUAUACUAUUUUUUCCAAUAACUGCUCCAACUUACCCAACAAUAUCCUCAACUUACACUCUGCCGUCUACAGACGAUCCUUGCCCUUCAAAGGAAAGUCUGAAAGUGACGGGAGCAACUGUAAAAUCGACCAAAUUCGCAUUGGAAGGGCUAAAUUCAUCUUGCUUGCUAUUCGAGGCAGCUAAACGGUCGGAAAAUUAUCGUUUCAAAUUAGCUGCUCAUUUCGAACAAUUUCAUUGGGAGAGCUGUUCAGUUAUUUUAGAAAUCUUCUUAAAUGGAAAUGAUUCAACAAGAGCCGUCACUCAAUUAAGCUGCGGUAAUAAAAAGCCGGAACGACAAUUGACCAGCCUGAGCGAUAGUAUUCUAUUCAAGAUUAGAAGAAAUUCAACGGACGUUGGUAGGUUCGGAUUUCAUCUGGUUUUAGCUUCUUAUUCAGUAGAAGAGAAUUGCGUCGAUUUCCGAUGUCAAACUGGACUAUGCAUCGCUGAAAAUCUGGUUUGCGAUUCUGUAAAUCAUUGUUCGGACGGAAGUGACGAAAGGCCCCGAGCCUGCGCUAAUCGUAAUAUGAUAGGAAAUAAAGGAAAAGUUGGCCUUGGAGUCGUGAUAGGUCUGACAUUGGGCUUACUUUUACUAUGUGUUUUCGGAAUGGUUGGUUUAAGUAUUUGCUGUAAAAGAGGUAGCACCUUGCAGAGAUACGGAGAGACACCGACUACUCUGGCGGAAAACAAAGCCGAUCAACGUUUCGAUCAAACAGCGUCAACCGUUCUGCAAAAUAAAUAUAUGCCAGUGCCGCCUUCUCAAUGCGUCGGUAAGUGCGAAUAUAAGUAAUAUUUUAUCAUUAAUAAGCUAACAACCAUCUUACGUUCUUACGUACCAUUCACGUGAAUGGUUUUUUUAAACUUUAUUAUCUACGCCAUCUGCCGGUAAUUUAGCUAUCUAUGAAAAUAAAUUUCAUUCAUAUCUUACAAGUGACGCUAUAAAAAACCGAAACAUUUUUAAAAUAAUGCAAUAGUAAGUCAUUUUAAAAUGCAAAAAAAAAUAAAGUUGAAAAAGGCAAAGAGAUAAUGUAGAAACUUAUCUAGAAGGUCAUAAAUCUUUGGCCCCCGGAUCUUUCAAAGAGCUUUUCGAGAGAUGGUAUAUCGAAUGAAUUCUUCAGUAAUUAAUAUGAUUCGUGUAUGGAGAAAGCCAUUUUAUGGUUAAUAAACUCCCUUGUAAUAUUACUGAUUUGAAAAAACUAGUAUUUCUAUGAAUAAGAGGAUGUUUUUUUUUGCCAUAAAGAAAUAAUAUGGAAAAAGGAAUUAGAUAGAAUACUAAGUGUACGUGAAAAGCAUAGCCUGCAGGUCGGACGCGGAAUCAAGAGGACACUGACAAUGUCGGACCACGCCCAGUGUACCUCGACAUUACUACAUUCAUUCAGACGAGGAGGAAUUGGAAAUGUGCUUGACGACUGUCUAAUAAUGAGAAUUAGAUUGUUGGAAUAUAGGCGACAACCUCUGUCCUGGACGAAAGUCUGUAGGAUAUCGACGUUGCAUUGGACGUGGUCGAGAAAUCGGAUAAAAAUUUUAUUUUCUUCUUUUUUUAUUAACUAAGAAAAAAACAGACUGUAGGAGACAAACUCUUAAACUCAAAAAAGAAAGAUAUUGUGAUUUUUUUUUAAUUUAAUUAAUUAUUGUUGUGGAUUACUAGCCCGUUUGAAAAAUCAGGAAUUUGUAGUUGGAAGAAAAUUAGCUACUCGUUUUUCAAGUUCCGCUUGAUGUUCUUUUAAAGCUUUAAACAUAGCAGCUCUCUCCAUAUCUGAAGAUAUACUCUCCAUACUUCCCCAAUCCGGUAGAUGGCGAUUUUGAAAAGAACCGUGAGGUGUUAGACGAGCAGCAUCCCUCUUAGCUAUUAAAGGAGGCGUUUUCACUUGACGAAUAUCAUCUAGUUCGUUAACGAGUUUCUUCUUAUCCUUUAUGUGUCUCCUAUUACACCUUAACCGCUGAGCAUCGAGCUUUUCAUUCUUUUUCUCCAAUUGCUUGUCGACCGUUUUGUUAUUCUUUUCACAAAUUGCAAAAUUCGUUUUGGCAAGAAUUUUUCCACUGGCUUGUAACAUAACCAAAUCUUGAGAAGACAUGAUGAAAGCAAUAUAGAUAAUUUUCUUUCUUUCUUCACGAUUCUAAAUUAUACCAGAUGAACAGAGAAAGAAUAAUGUUUCUAUGUCUUUUUUUCGUUUAGUCUUCUUGUCUUUUCUCUAUUAAAAAGGAUAAUUUUGAAUAAAGCUGCUGAUAUAUUAAAUAAUAAAGUAUUUAUAAUAUAUACGAAAAAGAAUUAAGUCGAUUAAGAAUUUAAUAUGUCGAUUGCCUCCGCACAGGUUCGAAACAAUCUAAACACAAACGGUUUUUUGUUAUAAAAUCGUUAUCUUUUUCAAUUUUCAAGUGUUCUCCGUCAACUGAAUAUUUAUAGUUAUACUUGAUGUUGUUUACAAGAAUUUUCCCUUAUCAAAUAGAUCAGCAGAAUCCGAGUUCGGGCGUCUUAUUUGUUCGAGUUAACUACAUGUAAUAAAUUAACUAUUUUCAACCGAUUUCGUACUAUUAUGCUUGAAAAAUUAAUGAAGGAUUCAACAUAUUCAUGUUUUUAAAGUUGAUAUUCUCAUAUCAAUGCUUUUAAAUUC
This is a messenger RNA of Dimorphilus gyrociliatus, 2703 nucleotides long. NCBI's taxonomy places the organism in Eukaryota, Metazoa, Annelida, Polychaeta, Dinophilidae. The record is from the annotation of a GenBank genome assembly.